UUUCAAUGAAAAAAAUUGUCGUGAAGAUGAGAAUUGAUAGAAGGGAGAGAGAGAGAGAAGAGGAGCGAUUGGCGGUCUUCUCUUUUUGCUCUGAAUUUCUGAUACGUAACGUUCAACUUUGGAAUAUAUUUCUAUUCAUUUCUUCUCUCUCUAUCUCUCUCUCUUUUAAAAAGCUUUUUCACUUUUUUCUCUCUUUAACCGUCUUCUUCCUUCUUCUCUUCUCUGCAACUCUCUUCCCCAACCAAAUGCUUCCUAAAUCCACCGGAAUCCUCUGGCUCGACGGCGACCAUGACGACGCCACUUCUUGGACCACAACUAACCACCACAACGACGACCCUAUCGCCAUUGCCGCCGCUUCCAUUUCCUCCUUCAAAUCCAUGCUCGAAUCCGACUGGUACAUCAACUCUACUACUACUACUCCUCUCAAUCCUUCUCACCAAGACUUCCAUUCCCUUUCUUCUCACCCGGACAUUCCACACCUUCCUUUCUCUUCCAAUCCUUCCGAUAACUUCCUCUUACACCCUAUAGAUUCCUCCUCUUCCUGCUCUCCUUCUCACGCUUUUCCUCUCGAUCCUGCUCAUUCCCACUCCAUCUUGCCUUCUCAUAAAUCUUCCUGCUUCUCUUCUCUCCUUAACGUCGUUUGUGGCAGUAAUUUUGAUAAUGCCUUCGAUUUAGGAGGUGAGAGUGGUCUGCUUGGACCUUACCAAGGGAACCAAGCUUCCAAUUCCUCCGUUUUGAUGGGAUUCACUGGCAUUUCGUCUCUUCCUCAAAUCGGUAAUCAGGAACUCAGCUUAAACAACUCGGAACUCAGCUUAAACAACUCGGAUUUUCCGGCCACUCGGUUGCUUCCGGUUGUCGAUAACCCUCUCGCAUUCGGCGCUGGAUUUAAUCCGGCGGCUGCUUUUGAAAGCUUCGAUGACUCCGGGAAUGCUCUGUUUCAGAACAGGUCUAAGGUUUUGAAACCUCUCGAAGUGUUCCCGCAAGUCGGUGCGCAGCCGACGCUGUACCAGAAGCGGGCGGCGCAUCGAGUUGGCUCUGCCGGACCUGAUAAACUAGAGAAUUUGGAGGUUUCGGGUUUUAAAUUAGGAGAAGGCUCAAUGUGGACGCCCAAUUUGGAGAGGCUGAGGAAGAUGACGGGCGACGAGGACAUUGAGGACGGCAGCGUGGAUGUUUCUCGCUUGAAUUACGAUUCCGACGAGCCCAAUGAGCAUAAUAAGCAAGAAGACAAUGUUAAUGCUAAAAACUGCGGAAGCAAUUCCAAUGCCAACAGUACUAUAACUGGCGGAGACCAGAAGGGGAAGAAGAAGGGGCUGCCGGCGAAAAAUCUCAUGGCGGAGCGGCGGCGGAGAAAGAAACUGAAUGAUAGACUUUACAUGCUUAGGUCCGUCGUACCCAAGAUAAGCAAGAUGGAUAGAGCUUCAAUACUUGGAGAUGCCAUUGACUACUUGAAGGAGCUUCUUCAAAGGAUAAAUGAUCUCCAUAAUGAACUUGAGUCGACUCCUCCUGGUUCUUUGUUGCAGCCUUCUGCAAGUUUUCACCCUUUGACGCCGACGCUGCCGACUCUUCCCUGUCGUGUCAAAGAGGAGCUGUGUCCAAGCUCCUUGUCCAGCCCCAAUACCACCCAGCCUGCCAGGGUUGAAGUUCGGGUCAGAGAAGGCAGAGCUGUCAAUAUUCACAUGUUUUGUUCUCGCAAGCCGGGUCUUUUGCUAUCCACCAUGAGGGCUUUGGAUAACCUCGGCUUGGACAUCCAACAAGCUGUAAUCAGCUGUUUCAAUGGAUUUGCUUUAGAUAUCUUUAGCGCUGAGCAAUCUAAGGAAGGUCAAGAGAUCUUACCUGAGCAAAUAAAAGCAGUGCUGUUGGAUUCAGCUGGUUUACAUGGUGUUAUAUAACUGAAGCUAUCAUCAAAUGAAGCAGCUAGCCCUUCCAUUGAUGGAUGGAAUAACUGAUGUGUUUUAUGCAUCAACAAAUUCUGUAAAUCCAACAACAUUCAGCUCAGCCUCGUCUUAUUCUUGCACACACCAUAGACGAGUAGGUCUGGCUAAUAUUUUCUGGUUUUAGUAUUUUACCUAUCUUGCUUUCAGAACAUAUUGCAAGAUCAACCUCAAGUGUUAACAUUUCGUUUGGUCCAGUUUUUUUGGAAUAAGAUUUUCUUCUUAAAUGUAGUUUCCUUCUGUUAAUAUUUCUUCAUCAUUGGAGCAAUA
This is a messenger RNA of Benincasa hispida (wax gourd), 2201 nucleotides long. RefSeq names its product basic helix-loop-helix (bHLH) DNA-binding superfamily protein (gene ICE1). Gene Ontology annotation, molecular function: sequence-specific DNA binding; protein dimerization activity; DNA-binding transcription factor activity. NCBI's taxonomy places the organism in Eukaryota, Viridiplantae, Streptophyta, Magnoliopsida, Cucurbitales, Cucurbitaceae. The record is from RefSeq and is a predicted model, not a curated record. Gene Ontology annotation, biological process: regulation of DNA-templated transcription. Gene Ontology annotation, cellular component: nucleus.